This is a messenger RNA of Teleopsis dalmanni, 1238 nucleotides long. RefSeq names its product peritrophin-48-like. Gene Ontology annotation, molecular function: chitin binding. The transcript is spliced from 3 exons. Lineage: Eukaryota; Metazoa; Arthropoda; Insecta; Diptera; Diopsidae. The coding region runs from base 79 to 1128 and encodes 349 amino acids. Gene Ontology annotation, cellular component: extracellular region. The record is from RefSeq and is a predicted model, not a curated record.
GUUUUUGAAUACGACUCUUUAUAAACGAACAUAACUAAUUUUUGUUAAUAACAAGUUAUUAAACAAAAAGUCAACAACAUGUUAGCUAAAAAAUCCUUGAGCUUCGCCUGCUUAUUGGCUUUGGUGCUUGGCUGCAUAGCUUCAUCACCAAAUAUGAACCAUAUUUGUGCAUUAUUACCUGAUCAAACAAAAAUUGCUUCCGCGUCCGCAUGUGACUCUUACUAUUUAUGUACUGGAGGUGUAGCUCUAUUACAAACAUGCUCUGCUUCUCAAAGUUUCAACAAGGACACGCAACAAUGUGUACCCGCAAGUCAGGUAAACUGUUUCAAUGGAUCUGUAGGCAAUCCAUGCGAUGGACGUGCUGUGGGUACAUGGGCACCAGUAUCUGAAUCAUGUUCGGAUUUCUAUUAUUGCAGCGCUAAAGGUCCUGAACGUAGCGCUUGCCCUCUCGGAUAUCAUUUCAAUGGUGUAGCACAAAAAUGUGUGUUUGCCAAUCAAUAUCCAUGCAGCACCACUAGCGCAAGUACUGCAGAUGCUCCAGGUGUAGUUACUGUGAACCUAUGCAAUUAUAUACAAAAUGGUAUAUAUUUCGGUAGUCCAGCAUCUUGCACUAAUUGGAAUAAAUGUGUGAAUAAUGUGAUGACAAGCGGUACUUGUCCAACUGGUUAUGAUUACAAUGUUAAAAUCAGCAAAUGCGAUUAUCCAACUGAAGUUGUAUGCUCACAGGUAACUCACGAUCCUUUACUGACUGGUGCCAUUGCAAGUGGUGGUCCAUGUACAAGAAGGGGAGUUAGAAAAUCAGCAGUCGCCUGUGCUGGUUACUAUCAAUGUGAUGGCACCAACUACCAAUACUAUCUGUGCACAAAAGGACAAUUCUACGAUACAAUCAGUCAAUCCUGCGUAAGUCGUCAGUCUGCACGAAAUGAUUGCGAUCGUUGCUCUGGUUCAAAAUCCCAAUUCGUUAAUCAGUAUUCCACAAGCGGAUGUUCUGGUUACUUGGUUUGUAAAGAUGGUGUAGAGCAAAGUACAGGCAAUUGUUCUAAGGGUAUGUUUUUCAAUGAAGUCACUGGAGCAUGCGUUAAUCAAAAUCCAGCUUUUGGCUGCUGCGAUCCUAAAGCAAAGCUUUAAAUUAGAAUCAUGUGUUUAUUUUAUAUCAUAUAUACCAAACUAAACAUGUAUUCUCUUUCUUACUUUCUUUUCCAACUUUAAUCAAAAAUACAUUUUUAUAUAGAACAUAG